UAAAAACAAAGUUACGAGUCAUGGAAGCAAUGAAGGCAGUGAGUGAUCCGAUACCAAAAAAGUUUGCUCUUCCAGUUGAUUCAGAGAAUAAAUCCAUAACCUUUCCACUGUUUUCAGUAGCAAAGCCUCAUAUGCGAGCAUUUCAUCUAUGCUGGAUACAAUUUUUCUCGUGCUUUUUGUCCACUUUUGCUGCUCCACCCCUCCUUCCUAUCAUUCGUGAUAACCUUAAUCUGACUGCAAAUGACAUUGGUAAUUCCGGAAUCGGAUCCGUGUCAGGGGCAAUCUUUGCUCGUGUUGCCAUGGGUGCCGCCUGUGACUUAGUUGGUCCUCGAUUGGCCUCUGCAACCCUCACACUCCUUACUGCACCAGCAGUUUACCUGUCUGCUGUGGCAGACACACCCACGGGUUACUUUCUAAUGCGGUUUUUCACAGGCUUUGCUUUAGCCACUUUUGUCUCAACUCAGUACUGGAUGAGCUCCAUGUUUUCUCCAACAGUUGUGGGUCAAGCUAAUGGGCAAGCAGCUGGUUGGGGAAACCUAGGAGGAGGUGUAGCCCAGCUCGUCAUGCCACUCGUGUAUAGCGUUGUACUUAAGACAGGGUCGACACCAUUCUCAGCCUGGCGGAUUUCAUUUUUCAUCCCUGCUUUAUUCCAGAUGGGCUCAGCAUUUGCAGUAAUGCUUUUCGGCCAAGACCUACCUGAUGGAAAUUUUCACGAGCUACAGAAGUCUGGUGACAUGCAUAAGGACAAUGCCUCUAAGGUUUUAUACCAUGGAGUCACCAAUUAUCGAAGCUGGAUCACUGCUCUGGGCUACGGAUUCUGUUUUGGAGUCGAGCUAGCAGUAAACAACAUCGUUGCCUACUACUUCUAUGACAGGUUUAAUCUGAACCUCUAUAUUUCAGGAAUUGUUGGAGCUAGUUUUGGAAUGGUCAAUCUUUUCUCAAGGCCUAUAGGUGGGGGCCUGUCAGAUUUUAUGGCUAAAAAGUUUGGAAUGAGAGGAAGAUUGUGGAGCUGGUGGGUUGUGCAGGCCUUAAGUGGUGUACUGUGCAUUGGUAUGGGACUUAUGAACACUUUGAGCGGGUCAAUUGCAGUUAUGAUUAUCUUCUCUGUGUUUGUGCAAGCUGCUGAAGGCCUGACAUUCGGGGUUGUUCCGUUUGUCUCUAGAAGAUCUUUGGGAGUGGUUUCCGGUAUGACUGGAGCCGGUGGUAACGUGGGUGCAGUCAUAACUCAAGUGAUAUUCUUCAGAGGAUCUCAAUUCACAACGGAAAAGGGAAUACAGUACAUGGGUUACAUGAUAAUAGCAUGUAGUUUUGGCAUAACUUCCAUAUACUUCCCACAAUGGGGAGGUAUGUUUUGGGGUCCUAAAAAACAUGUUACAGAAGAAGACUACUACUUGAGGGAAUGGGAUGCCAAGGAGCAGGAGCUUGGACUACAUCAUGUAAGCAUGAAAUUUGCUGAAGGUAGUAGAAAUGAGAGAAGUAGCAAAGGAAAAUCAUCACCAGAAGAAGAGAUGACAGAGACUCGCGUUUAAAUGCCACUUAUUGUUUUUAGAAUUUAUGCAAAAGCUGCCAGAUCACAACUCUUAAUGUAUUUGUUUCUAGGGAAAAAACUGUUAUUAAUAUUCGAUACUUAGGGAAAUUCUUCCCACCGAAUCUUCCUAAACAUUCUCCUUCUUUCA
This is a messenger RNA of Beta vulgaris subsp. vulgaris (sugar beet), 1676 nucleotides long. Its product is annotated as high affinity nitrate transporter 2.5-like. The coding region runs from base 21 to 1529 and encodes 502 amino acids. Gene Ontology annotation, molecular function: nitrate transmembrane transporter activity. Gene Ontology annotation, biological process: transmembrane transport. The transcript is spliced from 2 exons. Lineage: Eukaryota; Viridiplantae; Streptophyta; Magnoliopsida; Caryophyllales; Amaranthaceae. The record is from RefSeq and is a predicted model, not a curated record.